Cyclocybe aegerita is the source of this 321-nucleotide messenger RNA. Lineage: Eukaryota; Fungi; Basidiomycota; Agaricomycetes; Agaricales; Hemipholiotaceae. The record is from the annotation of a GenBank genome assembly.
AUGUCAUGUGGUGACUUCCACUUGUCAGGUGUUGUCCCUUGUUCAACGUGCCUCCUCGUUCCUCUGAAACACCAGAUGCAGCUUCAUUCGAAAAUGAUAUCACCCUCCCGAUGCGAGACCGACGGCACUCUUGGAGAUGGAAAGGAUUCAAAUUUAAAGGGAAAUCAUGUUGCCGCAGUGACUGGACGUUACUUUACCACACCAGACAGCCCCAGCAGCCCAGCUCCCAGUAGCUCCGAGGAUUCCCUCUCGGGACCUCCCCAACGUGCCUCUGCAGACAGCAUCCCUCGCUUUAGUGUUUCGGAACGCCUAUUCGAGUGA